Molecule: messenger RNA, 486 nt
Organism: Fukomys damarensis (Damara mole-rat)
Lineage: Eukaryota; Metazoa; Chordata; Mammalia; Rodentia; Bathyergidae
Gene: Hcst
Product: hematopoietic cell signal transducer
Exons: 5
Coding region: 1-486 (161 amino acids)
Biological process (GO): positive regulation of phosphatidylinositol 3-kinase/protein kinase B signal transduction; regulation of immune response
Cellular component (GO): membrane
Molecular function (GO): phosphatidylinositol 3-kinase binding; signaling receptor binding
Source: RefSeq, a predicted model, not a curated record
AUGGGGUCAGUGGCUGGGCCGGGGAAGGGGAGAACUGGCCCUAUAGAGACAGAAGCAAAAAGGAACAAGGGUGAAUUUCUAGAUCUGGCAGAUUCUCAGCAUCGGUCCCAAAAGGGUAUCAGACCUGCUACACGGAUUCCCAGGAUCCCAGGGCCUCACCGGUGCCCCGCCGGCGUCUGGCUGCUGCUGGCGACGCCUCUGUUCUUCCAGGAGCUUCUUCACGGUCUGUGUCUGGCAGUGGCUUCGCUCACUCCGGCUCACUGUGGGGGAGGACAAAGAGAGUCAUCGGGGGUCGUGGUUGCAGCUCAGAUGCCCCCAGGUUCCUGCUCCGGAUGUGGGCCGCUGUCACUGCAGCUCCUGGCUGGCCUCUUGGCUGCAGAUGCGGUCGUGUCGCUGCUCAUUGUGGGUGUGGUCUUCGCCUGCGCUCGUCCCCGCCCCCUCCCCCAAGACACGAGAGUCUACAGCAACAUGCCUCGUAGGGGCUGA